Messenger RNA from Tarenaya hassleriana, 1696 nucleotides. Its product is annotated as non-structural maintenance of chromosomes element 4 homolog A-like. Gene Ontology annotation, cellular component: nucleus; Smc5-Smc6 complex. Gene Ontology annotation, biological process: DNA repair. Lineage: Eukaryota; Viridiplantae; Streptophyta; Magnoliopsida; Brassicales; Cleomaceae. The coding region runs from base 137 to 1351 and encodes 404 amino acids. The record is from RefSeq and is a predicted model, not a curated record. The transcript has 7 exons.
AACCCAAAUCCCAAAUCCCAAAUUCUCGCAGAAGCUAUUCGUCUCUUCAUCUUCUCCUCCCAUCGUUAGGGUUUCUUCGGUUUUGUCGAAUUUCAAUUUUUUUUCCCUUUGUUGUGUAAUAUUCUUCAUUCCCAGAAUGACAAGGCGGUCGGUGAAGGCAGAAGCGAAGGAGUCAGUCGACGAGUCGGAGCGACUGAGGACGGUGAAGAAGGAGAAGAACCAGUGUAAGGCCGGAACUGAGUCGGGUCAAUCCGACGAGUUGAAUCGGGAGAACCCACAGGGAGCUGUGGAUCGCAGGGUUCUGAGGUCUCAGUACCUCGCGUUGUUCAACAAGAUUAGUGAUGUUCGCGAUGAUUUGUCAAAAGUGGAUUCGAGCAAAUUCGCAGAUAUUAUUAACGAAGUUGAGAACUUGCACAAGAAAGUCCAGAAGCCUCGGGAGCAAAUUGCUGAUGCAGAAGUGCUUCUCGAUAUAGCAAACACCUUGGUUUCAUCGGUUAAGUCCCAAACUGCACAUGGUGUUUCCCCUGCGGAGUUCAUCAAUGCCUUGAUCAAUGGGUUUGGGCAGCCUUCUAGAGGAAUUGACACCGAUGAAAAUACUCGGGUCUCGAUAAACUGGAAAGACAUUGGUCUUGCUGUCUGCUCUACAGUCAAUGUGUCCUUUGGUUGCUCCACAAUGUUGGGGCCUAUGGACACGGAAUUGAAGCAAAGGAAAAGGGCAGUGGUCAACAGAAAACGUACGAGGCUAGCUGAAGGUGUUCAACCAGAUGAGGUUGAUGAUACACAGGCAGAAGAGAAAACAGAUACGGACAACAACAUGCUGAUAAUGUUUAAUAUCUUAAGGCGAAAUAAGCGUGUCAGGCUUGAAAAUCUGGUCCUCAAUAGGAGGUCAUUCGCACAGACAGUAGAGAAUUUAUUUGCACUAUCAUUCUUGGUCAAAGAUGGACGGGUUGAGAUCACUGUGGACAAAAGCGGUUCUCAUUUCGCAUUGCCAAGGAAUGCAGCUGCAGCAAAUGCAGUUAUGUCGGGCGAGGUUGUUUAUAAACAUUUUGUGUUCAGAUUCGAUUUCAAAGAUUGGAAGUUGAUGACCACAAUGGUUCCAGCGGGUGAGGAACUUAUGCCACAUAGAGAAACUGCAGUUCCUUCAUCAUCUUCUCAGUUGCCAUUAGCAGAACCAACACAAGAAGAAAAUGUCGUAGAGAAUUCUCAGACAACACCGAUAAGAAAACUGUCUAGGAACCGAGGUCUGGUAGUACAAGAGGAAACGGUCGUAGAAGAUACUCCUGAUGAUAUCAGUUGUGAUGCCAGCCAAGGUGCCGGGCUCCGCCGCAGGUGCAAGCGUAGGCUCAAUUGAAAGAUGGUUAGUAAAGGUGUGAAGCUCUUUUUUGGCUGCAUAACGAAGCUUAGCUCUCGUUUAUGCUUCGGUAUGUAAUAUAUAUAUAUUGGUUAGGACUUAGGAGUACCCGUCUCAUUCGUGGUAAGUUUUUGGCAGCGUAUAGGCGCUACUGUCAUUACAGAUUCGGGUAUGAGCUUCAGUAUCUUAAAAGUUCAAGAUCCUUCAUGCUGGUUUUUGUUAUAAAGACAAAGCAUAAAUGGUUCUUGUACUUUUGUAGAACGUUCGAAAAAGCCCUGAAUCUCAAGCUAGCCAUUUUAUUUUGAUUGUUACAAUCAUUUUUGUCUAUGCACCUGCGUUAUCUUA